Molecule: messenger RNA, 3358 nt
Organism: Physcomitrium patens
Lineage: Eukaryota; Viridiplantae; Streptophyta; Bryopsida; Funariales; Funariaceae
Biological process (GO): regulation of DNA-templated transcription
Molecular function (GO): DNA-binding transcription factor activity; sequence-specific DNA binding
Source: RefSeq, a predicted model, not a curated record
GCUGCCUUAGUGCUUUGUCCUUCUAAACGCUGCAUCCCACCGCUCCUCUGUCCCCUUGAUAAAAAACACAAGCCCGCGAGCGGCAAGUUAUCACAAGCUUUCUUCGCUUUUCCCAUCACGACCGAAUUGGAGUUCACAUGUGGGCAAUCGCUGUCAUACUUUUCCCUGAUACUUCAGUGCACCGAACGAUAAUUUUCUUGAGAAAUUCUUGUAGCAACCAUGUUGGUAGUUGAUCAAGCGAGUUCUAGCGCUCCUAGAGUGCAGUUUAGUCAAUUUCUUUCAAAUUGUCUGCUCCUUUGACAGAACUACGUUGUCAGAUUACUGCUUCGGGCUUUUUUCUUUUCUCUGAGGGAGCCGGCUUCCACAGUGGAUUUGAAGCGGCCUUAUGCGUUUUGCAGUGAAUACUUAUUUUGAAGCUUAUGAUUACUGGAGCGAAGAACAAGGUGAGAGAAGGACAUGAGCACACGAAGCUGGAAGAAUUAUAGCAGGAUUGUAGACAGGUGGAAUUUCAGAUGCGCUCGAGUCUUGAUAUUGAAGUAUGGCACUGGUGGAUACAGAUUGAACGCUGUUUUGGAUUCUGGACUCCGCUAUUCUGUGAGCUUUUGAUUGAGACAUAGCUUUGGCACCAGUGCACGAAGCCAAUACCAUUGUCUUCUGUUGUUAUGAGAAGUGACAUCUCCUGUUUUUUAGUUAGUGAAGUGUGCACGUCAGUAAGUUGCACUCACGUCAAAGAGGACUUAACAACUGUCAUACAUUAGAAAAAGAGAUCUGGGAUAAUUUAUUUGAUAGAGCUCAUCAGGAAACGCAUGAUCACGAGCAAAGUGACGCUUUACCUCGGAGAAGGGCACAAGUUCCGCUGCACUUACAUGCUUUGGUAGCUACACUAAUAUAUUGCGCAGGCCUUGGAGAAUCUUCAGCAGUGCUGCGCGUAAUAUUGAUUUUAAACACAUUUUUGUGGAGGCGUUGCAAGGCUUUCAUUCAAUCUUGGAAAGCGCGUGAAGUGAAAACUGCAAGAUCUAUAACCUGCUUUGUUUAUUACUCGGAGCUGGCGACAUUUGUGGAAGGUUAUCACAGGGGCUACAGUAUGUCUGAGAUGGCGAGAAAGAACGCCAGUGACCAGCGUCCAGUUGCAGAUUCGAGCAGCGGGAUUGAACAGUUGAUGAGAUCCUUGGGUGAGGAUGUGAAUUUGUCAAAUUCGAGGAACGAUACGACGAAAACAACCACCAAACUAGCGAACGCUUCCUCCUUGACAGUAUCGCCUCCUCCCCGUGACAGCACCAUUUUCUUUGCGAGCUGUCUAGGUCUCGUCAACUCGCCUCCGCCGUUUGAUAUGUCUCUCUUCAUGCCAUCGCCUACCGCGCCUUGGAUACAUGCCUCUCCCGUAGGCGACACAACUGUACAGUCUGCGCAACAAACAAGCCACGGUCUCAACGUUAACCCGAACACUGUCAGCAACCUCGGAUUGACAAACAAUGUGCAGUCAACACCAUUUGAGGCGUUAUCACCCUCGGAUUCAACUGACUUGCUAGAUGCUUCGCCCGAGUAUCCAUGGUUUCCGAGAGAUUCGAAUGCUUUGAUGUCAAAUUACAAUCCUCUACUCCAGCACUUGAAUCUUUCUCCAGUGGCUACUAUACCUGAGGAGCGUGGUCUACCUUCGUCAAGCUACAACACCGGGAUAUGUAUAGCCGGUUAUCAAACCCUCUCUGAUCCAUUCGAUCUCUCGUCGCUCGCUGUAAGCAAUGAAGAUAAGUCUCCAAAGCGGGGCAGCUCACCAUCGUCUACACGCUUGAACGAUGUCUCUCCGCUGACCAGCACCCCGAAUUCCCCUUUCAGCUCUGAAGACGGGUAUGUGAGCGAUUGUAUAGCUGACGAUUCCGCAGUGGGCGUCAGCCACAAUGGUAGCAUCAUCAAGAGAAAAACGCCCGACCGUGCCUUGAAUGAAAGUGAAGAGAACCAGUUCCCAAGCGAACCUAGCCCUAAAAAGCAAACGACUAACAACCUCAAGAAAGAGAAAGGAGCAAAAUCAAAGAGAGAGAGAAAGCCUAGAUACGCUAUCCAGACGCGCAGCGAUGUGGACAUCAUGGAAGAUGGCUACAAGUGGCGCAAGUAUGGUCAAAAAGCUGUAAAAAAUAGUCCGUAUCCUAGGAGCUACUACCGCUGCACAAACCCGGACUGCCCUGUCAGGAAGCGGGUGGAGCGGAAAGCGGACGACCAUGGACUUGUGGUCACAACCUACGAGGGCACACACAACCAUCUCAGCCAUACUACGGCAGGGUGCUUAUCCAAGAGCUCUGAUACUUCUGCUACGGCGCCCUUUUCUGAUCAGGAUCCUGGAACUGGUGUUGCAAACUUCUCAUUGCAACCCCUCUCCCGGGAGCGGAGUGAAUUUGACUUAUCCAUUCAGCUAAUAGGGCAGCAAGGCAAUCAAGCUUGCCAUGAUUUCGCGACAACAGGAACAUCAGCGAGCUCAUCACUAUCCGCAACACAGGGGAUGACAAUGCUUUACAGUUUGUCGAGGAAUCCUAACAUGCUCAGCGAAGCUCUGAAAGAGAAUCCUUUGCUCGGAAAUGACCAAUUUAACAACGACCGUUUAUCGGAGUUACAAGGUACAAUGCUAGGGUCCAUGGCCUUUCCUGAUCCUCAGCUUGGCAGGGCACAUGAAAUUCAGAUGAUAUUAGGACAUGAUCUGCUCCCAAACUCCUAUCAAGGUUUACUAGAUGAUAUUCUUCGCCAGAGUAAUGGCCUGCACCGCCACUUGUAACUUAGUUUUGCAUCAACCGCUAUUAUCGAAGCUAAUUUAAUUGGGUCCGAUAUUGUCAUUGGAAAUUAGAGGACCCAGCCCAGCACGCAAGAGAGACAUCCACAUUCAUGGAGGACAUAGAGUAACCUGUUGUAGGGAAUUUUCAUUGAUCGUUGUGACCACCCGGAAAGUUACAAUCAAAGCUCUUUGCGGACGUGGAAGCCUAGUGGAUAGAUCCAUCGCAACCACAACCACAUAGAAGGGGAGUCUUAAGUGGCGUGAGGCAUGCGGCGCUAGCCGUGAAUGACCAACACAAAGUCGUGAAAUCAACAACGGCUUUCGGUUGUGCUGGAAGUUUCAAGCUUUCCACAUCACACUGGAGAUGCUCGAUCUACGCCCCGAGUCUGGGAUAUCUAGGAACCAAGACCAUAUUAACUAAUGAUCAAUCAAGGUUGCAGAGGUAAGGUUCCACUACGAACCGUCCAGGAGCUGAUUUAUUGGUAGGGUUUUGAUCAGGAAUCCGCAGCAGCAUUAUUGUCUCACAUUGUACACAUGUAUUGCACCAGUUUUGUAAAGAAAUUGUUCAUUCUUGCCCUUUGGGGUAGCCUCUUUUUAUCA